Messenger RNA from Nannospalax galili (Upper Galilee mountains blind mole rat), 957 nucleotides. Its product is annotated as olfactory receptor 8B3-like. NCBI's taxonomy places the organism in Eukaryota, Metazoa, Chordata, Mammalia, Rodentia, Spalacidae. The coding region runs from base 4 to 957 and encodes 317 amino acids. Gene Ontology annotation, biological process: sensory perception of smell; G protein-coupled receptor signaling pathway. The transcript has a single exon. The record is from RefSeq and is a predicted model, not a curated record. Gene Ontology annotation, molecular function: odorant binding; olfactory receptor activity; G protein-coupled receptor activity. Gene Ontology annotation, cellular component: membrane.
AGAAUGGCUCUGGUCAACACUUCUAUCUUAACUGAAUUCAUUCUCUUGGGAUUGACAGAUGAGCCUGAUCUCCAAAUACCCCUUUUCUUACUCUUUCUUUUCAUGUAUUUUAUCACUGUUCUGGGAAAUUUGGUGCUGAUGAUUUUAAUUGUGCUCAAUUCUCAUCUGCACACCCCCAUGUACUUUUUCCUCUUUAAUUUAUCCUUUGUAGAUCUCUGUUAUUCUUCUGUGAUUACGCCCAAAAUGAUGAUGAACUUUAUACUAAAGAAGAAUAUCAUUUCUUAUGUGGGAUGUAUGACUCAACUCUUCUUCUUUUGUUUUUAUAUAAUUUCUGAAUGUUAUGUACUGAUGUCAAUGGCCUAUGAUCGCUAUGUUGCCAUCUGCAACCCACUCUUGUAUAACAUUACCAUGUCCACUAAGGUGUGUUCAUCUCUUAUACUUGGUUCAUAUUUGAUGGGAUUUUUUGAUGCCAUGAUCCAUACUGGAUGCAUGCUGAGACUGACCUUCUGUGAUACAAACACCAUUAACCACUAUUUCUGUGAUCCUCUCCCUCUGUUCCAGCUCUCAUGCACUAGUACCUAUGUCAAUGAGAUAGAGAUUUUCAUAGUUGGGGGAAAAGACAUCAUUUUGCCCAGUGUCAUCAUCUUUACUUCUUAUGGAUUCAUCCUCUCAAGCAUCCUCCAAAUAAGGUCCACUGAGGGCAGGUCCAAAGCCUUCAGCACCUGCAGUUCCCACAUAAUAGCUGUUUCUCUAUUCUUUGGCUCAUGUGGAUUUAUGUAUCUAAAGCCUUCCUCAGCUGUGUCCAUCAAUCAGGGAAAAAUAUCUUCAAUCUUUUAUACCAUUGUAGUGCCCAUGUUGAACCCCUUAAUUUACAGCUUGAGAAAUAAAGAUGUUUUAAUUGCCCUGAGAAAAACCAUAAAAAGGAGAAAUUUGCUUAUAGAUACAGUGAAGAGAUGA